Messenger RNA from Arachis stenosperma, 1459 nucleotides. Its product is annotated as universal stress protein PHOS32-like. NCBI's taxonomy places the organism in Eukaryota, Viridiplantae, Streptophyta, Magnoliopsida, Fabales, Fabaceae. The record is from RefSeq and is a predicted model, not a curated record. The coding region runs from base 279 to 830 and encodes 183 amino acids. The transcript is spliced from 4 exons.
AAACCAGGAAGCCAAACCGCCAACAGAUUCUACUGAAUAACUCAUAUAUUUUGGUCAAAUUCAUUCUAGUGCGUACACUUUGGAGUUUGGAUAACACACACCUCUCGAUGGUUCAUUGUCCAAUAAUAUAAAAAAGCGUUUAUACACUCCAAUUAGAAAAUAAUAAUUUCACUAGAGUCAGCUGAUAGUAGUAGCUUCAACAUAAUUAGUCAAAACACAAGAGAAGUGAAAGUAACGGUGUCACUCCCAAUCUUUCCUAAAUCAAGCGCGAAGCAGUAAUGGCAGAAGAGGCAGAGAACGAACGGAGGGUUCUGGUAGCAGUGGACGAAGGCGAUGAGAGCAUGUAUGCCCUCUCAUGGUGCCUCAACAACCUCGUCUUCCAAAAUUCCAAAAAUACCCUUAUCCUUCUCUAUGUAAACCCACCACGUGGCGGUUAUAUGCCCUUUGAAACCGCAGCCGCACUAGAUGAUCCUGAAAUUCAUCCAGCAAAUCUGUAUUCGCCGGAAAUAACGGCAGCCAUGGAAAGAUAUAGCCAAGAAGUGGCAGAUUGCGUGUUAGCGAAAGCCAAGAAAUUGUGUAAAGAUCUCCAACACGUUAAGGUGGAGACGAAAGUAGAGGAUGGCGAUCCAAGGGACGUGAUUUGUGAGAUGGCUGAAAGGUUGGGUGCUCAUGUUCUUGUUAUGGGAAGCCACGGUUAUGGUCUUAUCAAGAGGACUUUUCUUGGAAGUGUGAGUAGUCACUGCGCACAGAACGUUAAGUGCCCAGUUCUCAUAGUCAAGAAGCCAAAAUCAAUUGCUGAUGCUCGAGAUCAAACAUAUCAAUCGGAAUAAGUGGUCGUUAUUUUCAUAAUUUCUGUUAUAUAUACAUCGAUUUUGUCGCUUAUGUAUCUCUUAGGUAUGUGUACUUGUUGCUCCUUGACCGUACCUGCUUCUUCGGGAAUCUCAUGUUGUGAUGCCUCGGGGAUUAAUCAUUGGUAUUUCUAGGACAAAUACAUAGGUUCUCUUUUUUCUAUGGGAUAAACUCACGUAAAUUCACCUAAAAAUGGCUAGUUAUUUUCUUGUUUUCACGUGAAGAGACAGAGUAUUGAAGGUUAAAAACACUAUGUUUAGAUUUGCUAACUAGUUUACUACCCUUGGAUUUGUGUUGCUUGGUAUAUCUUAACAAUGAAGCACAUUAAACCAAUGUGAGAGACUAGAAUUGAACCUGCGAUAACUAAAUAUUUAGUGCAAGACAUAAUCAACUAAACCAACUUACUCCUUAAACAAAGUACGUAGUAACUAAUCCUUUUUAUCAAAUAUUUGGGGCCAUGGCUCCCCACACUGAGGAGAAUAACAAUUGGUAUUAUGUCCACGUUGCUGAUUUUAUUUAUGAAAGUAGUUGUUAAUAAUUCAAGUGAUUUGUUUGUAAUUAACCAGAUCAGUUCGAAGGAUUUUAAAAUUGGAAUUUGGACAUUUUAGUU